UUUACUAACAAUCGAACAACAAUUAACAACAAUAAUAAUCUCCGUAAUCCGUUUAAACGCCGCCAUGUCGAGAAGGUACACGAAGCUGCGGAAGAAACUCAGGGAACUCGAAACGGGAGUGGUGGAGUUGCUCACACUCCCGCCGGAGUCGCCGCACCGCCACAGCCUCUCGGACGGCGUGGAGGAGCGCCUAGACUCACUGAAGGCGCUCCUCUCAUCGGAGAUGUCAUCGUCGUCGGACGUGAAUCCGGACCACCUGCUGCAAAUCGCUGAGAUUCUCUCGGAAUUGGACAUCGCAUUCAGAUGCGCGGCGGCGACGGGAGACGGCCAUGAGUGUUCGAGCCCGAGCGGCGGCGGCAGCAAUGCGGGGCAGAUCGAUAUGGCGGAUUUGGGUUUUAAGGUCUAUGACGUUCCCGAGGAGUUGACCGAUGAUUAUGCCGGAGAGGAAUCAAAAGGAAAAGAAGAAGACUACGAGGAACGGCGGCGGGAUUGGCCAUCAAUUAACGGCGUCAAAGAAGAAGGCGGUGAGGAACGGCAGCGUGAUUGGCGAUUAAUUAACGGCGUUAAAGAAGAAGGCGAUGAGGGAUGGCGGCGUGAUGGGCGAUUAAUUCACGCCGUCAAAGAAGAAGGCGAUGAGGAACGACGUCGCAUAUUUGCAGCGGUUAACGGUAUCAAAGAAGAGUCGGCGAUGGUGUGGACUCACACAGGCAAUAACAUUUAUAAAGUGUGGGGUACGGGAGUGGUUAUUGGAGCGUUUUCAAUGGCUGUUUUCAUGACAAAAUUUUCUGCUUGUUUUUACGUUAUUGACUUCUUAGGACCCUUAACUCCUACAUAAUUAGCAUAUUAUGUGAUCGUUUACUUAGCAAAUUAAGUUUCAGUUUUAGAGAAACUGUAUAGUAGUAUGUGAUCAUAUGUACUUUUUUGAAAUCUCAAUCCAAAGCCUAGUUAGCUUUUUUCCGUUUUAAACGCGAC
Molecule: messenger RNA, 972 nt
Organism: Cuscuta epithymum
Lineage: Eukaryota; Viridiplantae; Streptophyta; Magnoliopsida; Solanales; Convolvulaceae
Source: the annotation of a GenBank genome assembly